Molecule: messenger RNA, 3629 nt
Organism: Anoplopoma fimbria (sablefish)
Lineage: Eukaryota; Metazoa; Chordata; Actinopteri; Perciformes; Anoplopomatidae
Gene: slc26a1
Product: solute carrier family 26 member 1
Biological process (GO): transmembrane transport
Cellular component (GO): membrane
Molecular function (GO): chloride transmembrane transporter activity; bicarbonate transmembrane transporter activity; oxalate transmembrane transporter activity
Source: RefSeq, a predicted model, not a curated record
AGCAGAGUGGACGGCUGUAUAUAGACAAACACAGACUGAUGGUGGAUGCAGAGGCACCAGUCAGGGAGGUAUGGCUGAUGUUGCCUCCUGUUUGCUCCUCUGGUCCUCUUUGGGAGCACAGCUGACCACACUAUCCAUCCCCUCCCUCUUCCUCUCACCUUGCUGCCUCCUCAUCCUCCCUAAGACCAUGGAGGAGGUCACCAAGGUCACGCCGCCUGUCCUUGAACGUCGGGCUCGCCAGCGGCAGCCCACAGUUUCAGUCCUCAAAUCCAAGCUGAAGCAGGGUGUGACCUGCUCGGUGCCCAGAGUCCGAUCCACCCUGACCGGGUUCUUCCCAGUUGUGCGCUGGCUGCCUAAAUACAAGCUCCGCGAGUACGUCUGGGGCGAUGUGAUGUCCGGAGUGAUCAUUGGUAUCAUCUUGGUACCGCAGGCCAUCGCCUACUGCCUGCUGGCAGGAGUGGAGCCCAUCUAUGGUUUAUACACCUCAUUUUACGCCAACAUCAUCUACUUCCUCAUGGGGACGUCCAGACAUGUCUCUGUGGGGAUCUUCAGCCUCAUGAGCCUCAUGGUUGGACAGGUGGUGGAUAAGGAGAUGUUCCUGGCAGGUUUUGACCUCAAUGAGGACUCUGAUGUGUUUAAUACCACACUGAGCACUAACAUCACACUUCACAGCGUGGAGCUGAUGGGUGUGCAGUGUGGGAAGGAGUGUUACUCCAUCAGCAUCGCUGCUGCACUCACCUUCCUGGUCGGAGUCUAUCAGGUCGUGAUGGCCGUGUUUCGGCUAGGCUUCGUCUCUGUAUACCUUUCGUCUCCAAUGCUCGAUGGUUUUGCCACGGGAGCCUCUUUCACCAUCCUCACCGUGCAGGCUAAAUACCUGUUGGGUCUAAAGAUCCCCCGUCACCAGGGAUACGGCACAGUUGUCGUCACCUGGUUCAACAUCUUCGCCAACAUUCACAAGGCCAACAUGUGUGACCUCAUCACCAGCAUCAUCUGUAUCUCUAUAUUAGUGGCAGGGAAAGAGAUCCAGGACCGCUACAAGGAUCGUCUUAAGAUCCCUCUGCCGACUGAGCUCAUAAUAGUUGCAGGAGCUACACUGGCCAGCCAUUUUGGGGAUCUGAACAGCAAGUACGGCUCCAGUGUAUCCGGUCACAUCCCCACAGGGUUCAUUCCUCCCGAGGUGCCCAGCUUUACUCUGAUGUCACGGUUGAUACUGGAUGCCAUUCCUUUGGCCGUCAUUAGUUUUGCCUUCACGGUGUCGCUGUCCGAGAUGUUUGCUAAGAAAAAUGGCUAUACGGUUCGUCCCAACCAGGAGAUGCUGGCCAUCGGCUUUUGUAAUAUCAUCCCCUCCUUCUUCCACUGUUUCACCACCAGUGCAGCAUUGGCAAAAACCAUGGUGAAGGACUCAACAGGCUGCCAGACUCAGAUUUCCGGUCUGAUCAGCGCCCUAGUUGUCCUUCUCGUCCUUCUCUUCUUUGCACCUUUCUUCUACGCCCUCCAGAAGUGUGUUCUUGCCUGUAUCAUCAUUGUAAGCCUUCGUGGGGCACUGAGGAAGUUCAUGGACCUCCCAGCUAAGUGGCGUGCGAGCCGGAACGAUGGCAUUGUCUGGCUGGUCACCCUGUCAGCCACGGCUCUGAUCAGUGUGGAGAUUGGUCUCGUGAUCGGGAUAGUUUUUUCCAUGAUCUGCAUCAUCUUUAUGACCCAGAACCCUAAGGUCUCUCUCCUGGGCCGAGCCAAUGAAACUGAUCUUUACGAGGACUUGGACGAGUACAAGAACCUCAUGGCGCCACCUCGGGUUCAGGUAUUCCGCUUCCAGGCUCCGCUCUACUACGCAAACAAGGAGUCAUUCCUCAAAUCCCUCUACAAAGCUGUCGGAGUUGAACCUUUCUUGGAGCUGACUAAGAGGAGAAAGGUAGAAAAGAAGGCCAAAGAGAUGUCCUCAAAGCAGGUCAAAGCAAAUGGUGAAAAACACGACUCAGAUGUUGUUGUAGGACUUGUACAAAGAGAACUUGCUUUCCACACAAUAGUCUUAGACUGCUCUGCCAUACCCUUCAUCGACUCAACAGGCAUGGCCACGUUUAAAGGGCUGGUCAGUGAAUAUAAAGAGAUAAGUGUGAGCGUGCUCCUCGCGAACUGUAACACCUCAGUCAUUGAUACUCUGCAGAAAGGAAAAUUCUUUGGGGAAAAUGACAAAGACAUGAGCAGCCUGCUGUUUCAUACAGUUCACACAGCAGUUCUUCAUGCAAACAGCACAUCUGCAGCAGCAGAAAGCAGGUCAGAAGACUCUGUAGUUUAGAACAGUUGGGAGAAGAAGGAAUUGAGGUAUGCUAUUAUGAUAUGAGGUAUGUUCAUGUCAUGCCAUCUAUGACUGCAUACUGCAUACUGCAAGUUAGCUCUUUAGGAAGCUUUGUUCCAGAAAACAUGGGGGUACCAAGAAGAUCAAAUUAGGAAGAGAAUUCUAUCAAGUAACUGUUUGAUGUUUUGGGCCCUUCAAUACCUCAAUAUUUGGUAUCUAUUUUGGUAUCUGUAUUCAGUAUUUUCUCCAAAUACAGCAAAAAUUUGGACAGACCGCCGCAAAAUGACCUGGCGCCAGCAUAUAACGGUAACAGUUACAAAGCCCGACAGUUUAAGAAUAACUUCCUGGUUAGUUCCUAUUUAUUGCUGAUUAAUAUCUGUGUCAUAUAGCAAUGUUGACUCCAAAUAAAGCUGUUUUUACUUUUUAUAUCACUUCAAGCCUUUGGCCAAAGUCCAUGAUGGCUCUUAUCCAGGAGUCUAGAGUUCAGACAUGAAAUAUUCAGCAACUAUUAGCAGUAUUUCCUGAGUUUCCAACUUUGAAAAUUGGAGCUAAAAAUAAUUUCUAAAGGCCAAUUAAACUCUUCCUGACUUAAAGAAGAAGCGCUCCCUCGUGGCGCGAACAGAAGCUUCACGUGACUCACAAGGAGUGCUUUUUCAGCCUCAGUUUCACACGGAGACAGCCUUGCCUUGAAAACAUUGGCUCAUCACAAAAUACUUGUACUCUUGCCCUCUUCCCUGAUGACCCAGCAUGACUUUUCUCGUAAAAAAUAAACGAUUUGCACACAUCUGCAAUCUCUUCUCAGGUGCUAGAUGAAAGCAAGUUAUCAUAUGGUGCUUCUGAAAUGUUUAUCUAAUCUAAUGGCAGCAGGUGAAGCCGUAUUUUUAUCAAAAGGCUUGGCCGCUACUGGUUUGUGAAAUCGAAUGUUUGAAGCAGAUUUUGUCUCUUUGUUAUUGAAUCACUGUUUUUUCCUGAUGUCUUUUAUCCUGUUGCUGCCAAGUGCAUAACUUGACUUGAAGGUACUCCAAUUUAUGUAAUAUCUAAAAAAGGAUGUAUUUUUACCUUUACUACUGUAUCAUAAAGUUUUGAUGAACAUCCGUUGUAUUAAAAUAUAGACAUUCAUUUUUGUAAAUUUAGAAGCUUAUCAUUUUGUAUUUUCAUACACUUAUUUUGUCAUCAAACUCUUUCCAUGUAUUAAUGGCACUUGCAUCAUCACGUUUCAGAUGUUAAACAUGUGUGUAGUCUGCUUGACUUUCAUUUUCACAGUGUUGACAUUCAACACUCCUAUACAGUACAAACACUGCCUUAAUGUUCAAUACUUUAAUAAAACUGAAACGUU